Messenger RNA from Globicephala melas (long-finned pilot whale), 3620 nucleotides. It is a transcript of the gene NKX1-2, whose product is annotated as NK1 homeobox 2. The record is from RefSeq and is a predicted model, not a curated record. Lineage: Eukaryota; Metazoa; Chordata; Mammalia; Artiodactyla; Delphinidae. Gene Ontology annotation, molecular function: RNA polymerase II cis-regulatory region sequence-specific DNA binding; DNA-binding transcription factor activity, RNA polymerase II-specific. Gene Ontology annotation, biological process: regulation of transcription by RNA polymerase II; cell differentiation. Gene Ontology annotation, cellular component: nucleus.
AUGCUGGCAUGGCAGGACGGCGGGGCCAAGGCGGCUCCCUCCCACCACAAAAUCUCCUUCUCGGUUCUGGACAUCCUGGACCCUCAGAAAUUCACCCGCGCUGCGCUCCCAGCCGUGCGCCCUGCUCCCCGGGAAGCCAAGAAAAGUUUGGCAGAGGCCGAAGCAAGGAAGGACUCCAGCCGAGACCCGGCCCGGCAGCGAGAGACGCCUGAUGCUGCGGGCCGAGGCGCCGGCUUGGCGCCCCCCCUGGAGGGCUCUGAGGCGGAGGAGGCGGAGGACGAGGACUUGGAGGACGCAGGGCGGCGGCAGCUGCGGGAGCGGACUGCGCGCCUGCAGGAGGCCCGGACGCGCUCCCCCGAGGCCCGGGCCGCGGCAUCGGCGGCGGGAGAGAGCAGCGCGGGCGGCCUCGCGGGCUCCCCGGGCUCGCCGGGCUCCCCGCGGCCCCGGCGCCGGCGCUCAGAGCCCAGCUGCUCCAAGCCGCGGCGCGCGCGCACCGCCUUCACGUACGAGCAGCUGGUGGCCUUGGAGAACAAGUUCCGGGCCACGCGCUACCUGUCUGUGUGCGAGCGCCUGAACCUCGCGCUAUCGCUUAGCCUCACUGAGACGCAGGUCAAAAUUUGGUUCCAGAACCGCAGGACCAAGUGGAAGAAGCAGAACCCCGGCGCUGAAGGCGCGGCGCAGGCGGGAGUUGGCGCGCCCCAGCCUGGGACUUCGGCGGGGGCGGGCGGCGGCGGCGGUGGCAGCGGCGGCGCGGGGGCCAGCCCGGGUCAGCUGGGCCCGGCCGCGCAUCCUUUUCAGACUUUCCCCUCCUACUCGGCGGCCAACGUCCUCUUCCCGGCCGCCGCCUCCUUCCCGCUGACGGCCGCCGCCGCCAGGGGCUCCUUUGCGCCCUUCCUCGGGCCCUCCUACCUGACCCCUUUCUACGCCCCACAUCUAUGAACCCGGAGCCCCUCGGGCCCCACUUCGUCCGGAUUCACGAGUGAUUGGCGUGGACUUGUGGUCCCCACCCCACGGAGGGGCGCCAACGCGCAGGGACUGCCCCCUCCUGGUGCGCGGGUGUCUGCGCGCCCCCUUCCCUCCCCGCUGCCGGGAGGCGCCGCCAGAGGGCAGGGAGAGGCCGCCUGCCGACUCCCCGCCGCGCGUCUCCCCGCCUAGCUGAACCCUGGAAUUCACGCGGUCCACUAAAGGGGGUCAAGGAUCUGCCAUCUUUAAAAGUGUCCGGAGACGGAGGCUGUCCUUAAACCUUCCCGUUUCUGGACCUUGUUCUUCACUUUCGGUCAGGCUUAAUUCAGUUCAAGGGUUCUUUCUGAGGGUCUGGGUGUUCGGCGGCGCGGGGCUAACCCAGCGGCGGGGAUGGUGUCCAGAGGGAGACAAGACCCGCCCUCCAGCUGCUCACACCUAGGAUGGAAUCUUCAAAGGCUGUGGCUCACUCGGAGGGUAAGGAGCUUUCCCUUUUCACAGCUGAUUGUUUCCCAUUUCAUACUCGAUUACUGGCCCAAACCCAGCGAUUCCUUCCAAAUGCCGAACAAAGUUGGAGAAAGCUGAGUCUGUGAGCGCACACUGCCGCCGUGAAAUGGACUACUUUUUAAAUGCAUAAUACUCUACAUUUUUAGGUCUUCGUUUAAGGUUAGGACUUGAGCGCGACUCUCAUUCCAAACAGGCUCUCCACAGGCUAUUCCUGAGAAAAUGUGUCCCUGAUUUUCCGGAGGAGACCGGAAGUUCCUUUGGGAAAUGCAACAGCUUUAUUGCUAGACUUGCCAGCUGAAGUAGACGCACUUCCACAUCAUUGCAAGUUGUUUUUUCUUUUUUUGCGGCACGCGGGCCUCUCACUGCUGUGGCCUCUCCCGUUGCGGAGCAAGGCUCUGGACGCGCAGGCUCAGCGGCCAUGGCUCACGGGCCCAGCCGCUCCGCGGAAUGUGGGAUGAUCUUCCUGGACCGGGGCACGAACCCGUGUCCCCUGCAUCGGCAGGCGGACUCUCAACCACUGCACCACCAGGGAAGCCCCCACUGCAAGUUUUGAGAACAGCUUUGAUAAACCACGGCUAUGGCCCCAAAGGCAUAAAGAUAACAAAGAGACAAAUGGCUCAACUAAAAUCUUGAGGUCUAUGCAUGAGACUGCCCAUUUGGGUAUGCAGUAUUGGAUACUGUAAAACUUCAGUCUUGGCUAAUAUGUCUGUCCCAGCAAAUCCUAGGCUCCCAGUAGUGAUCGAACCCGGGGGAGAGUUCGCGCCUCCAGCACACGCUGCAGUCAUGAAUUGGACUAUAUAUAUAUAUAUUUUUUGCAGUACGCGGGCCUCUCACUGCUGUGGCCUCUCCCGUUGCGGAGCACAGGCUCCGGACGCGCAGGCUCAGCGGCCAUGGCUCACGGGCCCAGCCGCUCCGCGGCAUUCUUCCCAGACCGGGGCACGACCUCGUGUCCCCUGGAUCGGCAGGCGAACUCUCAACCACUGCGCCACCAGGGAAGCCCUGGACUACUUUUUUAAAGCACAAACUCAACGUUUUUAGAGCUUCAUCUAAGAUUCUGACUUGAAAGAUACUCUGUUCCACACAGACUCUCCAAGAUGGCAUGGUGAACAAGCAAAAGGUCGUUAGGAGCUGUAAGAGAAAUAAUUUUGGGGUGUAAAAAGCUACCAUGGAAGCAAAAAGCAUAUUUAUGAUGGAUUCAACUGCAGUAACUUAAUAUACGGAUGAGCAUUCUAACUGCUGCUUUCGUUAUCUCCCUUAAGAAUUAGUUCUGUAAGAUUCUCUUGCCGGCUUUGUUUGGAAUACCCUUCCUUUGGUUUUUUAUGUGAUAUGAUUUGUAGCCCGUAUCUCAGAAAACCAGACCUCCCCAACUAGGUCAUGUAUGUUUCACUCUAACCUUUUUUCGAGGACUUUAGGCCCGGUGAUAUCUAUAUGGAUACCAUUCCUUGCUAUUUCUUGGUAGCCUGUGUCAUUAAUAAGUAAAUUUAAUGAUCAAUGGCUUCUUGUAAAGUAAGAGCAUGCUGUUUGGUAUUAUGAACACAUGAUAUUAUUAUAAUCUUGAAAUAUCUACUUCAGUUAUUAUUGGGAAUGAGAAAAUAUUCCUUUCUUCCAAAUUAAAUGAAGACUUCACAUUCAUGGGACUCUCAUAAGAUUUGAGAAUAUGUAUUAUUUAAUUAUAAUUUGUUAAUUAGACUCUUUUCCUUUUAUUCUGAAGGAGAAAAGUGUCCCCAAACAAUGCAUUAUGACUUUCUAAAAGACAACUGAUGCCAGAUGAGAUUCAAAAUGCAGUUACUAUAGUAGAGAAUAUUAUUUUAUUCACUUUACAUAUCGAUAAACAUUCCUUCAGUAACUGUUUCUCAGUUUCUCAGAAGCAACACUCCAUGUAUCCCAGUAGGCAAUUCCAAUACACAGAGGCAAGUUCUGUAACAAAGAAUCCGAAUUUCUGUAAGACUCGGGAAACAUUCUAUUCCUCUCAGGUACCAGAAUCACAGGAGACUCCAUUUGGAGAGAGGGACUGGGGAGGGAGGUGGGAGGCUUAUCUAUGGACUAGCAUGGAGUGCUAUACUUGCUGACGUUUCUUGUUUCUUCGGAUUUUAACAGAGUAAUGCUCGAAGUGUGUGACUUUGGACUUCUGCUGCUUUAAAAGGCCCAGUGGC